Messenger RNA from Kuraishia capsulata CBS 1993, 2142 nucleotides. RefSeq lists its product as uncharacterized. The transcript has a single exon. Lineage: Eukaryota; Fungi; Ascomycota; Pichiomycetes; Pichiales; Pichiaceae. The record is from RefSeq and is a predicted model, not a curated record. Bases 1 to 2142 code for a protein of 713 amino acids. Gene Ontology annotation, biological process: intra-Golgi vesicle-mediated transport. Gene Ontology annotation, cellular component: Golgi membrane.
AUGUCUUUGGCUGUUCCACAAAUAAAGUCCCCUGGGGGUGCGAGACCUACUACUCCAUUGGCACGAGUAGGCAGUCCAGCCCCUGGUGGGUCGUCAUCCUUUGAAAAGGCUUUGAAUUCGUGGACUCUGAUCGACCUCCCCUCGUUGCAGAAAAAAAUGGACACGAAUGCCUUAGAGAUUGAGGAGUUUCAGUCACAGUCUGUUGUGAAUCGGAAAGACCUUGCAGCGAAAACCAAGUCUUUCAAGAAGCUGGAGGAACCUGAAAAAUUGUCCCAGAUCAACCCAUUGCUGAAGGCGUACCAGAAAGAGAUCGACAAUCUGACCAAGAAAAACAAGGAAAUAGAGAACAUAUUUUACCAGGUCUACAAAUCAGUGGCAGAAGCUCCAGAUCCCAAACCAUUACUGGGUGUUUCUCUUGAUGCCAUCAACAAGGUGCCAGAGUUAGAUAGGCUGAAGGAAGAGAAGCAAUCUCUGGAACAAAGGCUACUCAACUUUGCUGAUUAUGAUCAGCUGAGAUCAAAGCUGGAAAAAAUUGAAAAAAGUCUGAAAGAGCAAGCUGACUCCAGGGUAAGAGCAAAAGAGGAAGAGUGGAAGGCCUUGGUGGACGAAAAGCAGAGGAAUUGGAAUCAAAAACAAAAGGAGUCCGACAAGACACUUUCCAAGUAUAAAAAGGACCUGGAGGAUCUGAAAGUAUCCGGUGAAGUGAUGAAGCUGAAAUUGGAGUCUCAGAAGAGGACUUUGAACGAUGACAGCGGAUUGGGUGAGGAAAGCUCGAGUGGAGCGACCUUGAAGACUGCAAGCAGUAUGAUAGAGCUGGAGAUGAUCAGCCGCGAUGCUGAAACAUUGAAGGUGCGUGUGCUUGAACUGGAGAAGAGAAACGAAGAUUUGAGGAGAGAUCUCAGCAUUGCUCAAUCGGACGUGGAGAAGGACAAAGCCAAGGAGCUCAGUAAUAAAAGGAUCAGCGAGCUAGAGUCUGAAACAGCCUUGUUGGUUGGGCGCCUGGAGCAGGAAAGAAGAACUGCGGAGAGUCUGAAAUCAGCCACAUCGUCGAAAAUUGAAUCUCUCACCAGGGAAGUGGAAAAUCUUCAGACAGAGCUUAAAAGGCUGCAUGAAAACUCGUUGAAAAUGGUUGACUAUGAUGAGAUCAAAAAGGAGUUGGAGAUAAUAAAAAGUGUCCAGUUUGGUGGUUCCAUCGACGAGAUUGGCGAUGAGAGCGGAACACUGGAUACCAUUGUCUUGCAGAGGAAUAAGCAAUUGACGGAAGAUUUGGUUGCUCUUAGACAAAACCAGGAAACACUUGACAAGAAGUGCAAACUGUUGGAGGACAGGUUGGGAGAAUCAUCAACGGAAAUUCAACGUCUCAGAGAACUCAACUUCAAGCUUGAAACCGAUCUUUCGAGUGUCCAGCAACACUCUUCUGAUAACUGGGAAGCCAUGAGUAUGAUUUCCAGUGUUUCCCGAGCCCCAUCAAUCAGAGGUAGAGUUUCCCCAGCCUCGUCUAUUGCGGGUGGGUUCUCUGGUGAGGGCCUCGAACAGCAACAGCAACAGGACUCAUCUAUUUUGCCUAUAAUAACUCAACAGCGUGACAGGUUCAGAUUGCGGAACAAAGAACUGGAAGACGAGACGAAGAAGCAGUUCUCAAAGAUUGUGGAGCUGAAGAGGGAGAUCACAUCCCUGAAGAACGAUAACAGGGAGUUAUAUGAAAGAAUUAGAUUCCUCCAAUCUUUCGAAAAUAGCAGAAACAGAACUACUGCUGCAUCUUCAAGCGAACCUGAAGAGAGAUACAGGAACACAUACGAGCAAGGUUUGCACCCAAUCGAACAAUUCAGAAUGGCCGAGUCCAAAAGAAUUUCAUCCAAAAUGUCACCAUUUGAAAGGAUCUUUGUUUCUGUGACCAGGACUGUAUUGAGUACGAAGCUCACAAGACUUUUGUUUGUCACCUACUGCAUCGGUCUGCAUUUUCUUGUGUUUCUCUUUAUGGUCUACUUCACCUCUCCAAGCUCAGAGGUGGGAGGUGGCUUCUCAGACGUUUCCAAGGUUGUUGGUGAAGCGGCUAGUAAUGCUCAUAAUCUGGUAGACGUGCAUGAUGCAAUCGCGGGCGGCGGUUCGGUGGUCAAUGAAGGAUCUGUACCAAUUGACUAG